UAUAGGUGAUUAUAUGAUAUAAACAGUUGACAGUUGUAGACCCCUCAGAGAGAAACAGCUAUUAUCAUAUCAUGAGAGUUGGCUCCUUAAGAUUGAUCGAAACCUGGAGUGGGGUGUCCUGGCAGAGUCUGCCUAGUCACACUUCAGAAUGCUGGUUAACAUCACUGCUUCAGGCCAUCGAUUGGUCCAAGUAAGAGCAGCCUUCUUCCUGGUCUGUCUGAGCGUCAAUGAGCCUCCAUCAUAAAUGACGUAGUACUACCUAAACCAGAAAAUUCACAACCAGCUGGCCACCUCAUGGAAACAAAUAGUCACUAGUGCUCUUCAAAAGGCAACAGUACCUAAGGCAAAUUUGUGAAAAACGGGCCAAAACGUACACUGAAUGUCAUCUUUGUAUUUGGAUUGAAAACACAUUUUAGUGUUGGCAAAGCACCUUUGGCAUCAUAAAGAUUCCUUAGAUUAUGUAAAGAAAAAUGAACCCAAAGACUUGCAAGAGACAAUUCUUUGAGAAACAAACAAACAAAAACCCUUGAAAAUAGCAGGGAGCACAAGAACAGAAUGAAGAAAGCCAGCCAGCUGCCAAAGUCAAGGUGGUGCUGGUGAAAAGCAAAGUCAGGAUUCAGUGCUGAUACUCUGCAGUGAAUGUGCAAAUUUUUCACAUAGGAUUCCAUUUUUUAAAAAUGAGAAAUCUCAUUAUCAGCUAAGGACAUUAGUGAAUUGUUUUAAUUAAAUAGGAGCUUUGGCUAUAUUAUGCAGCUCACCACUUUUCUAGUGUCUGCUUCCUCCAUGACUCUCGAAAGAAAUCUCCAUCCCCUAACGGAAAUUACGAGUUUCUGCACCAUGUGGUCCCUGCCUGCAUCUUCAAUCUCCAUGUUGGAAACCCCACACCUCAUUUUGUUUCAUCCCCAGUCUUGUCUCUGUCUCCUUUCCUGGAUGACACCUUUCCCACACCCCACACCGGUUUCUUGUUUCUGUCAAAUCACUUCCCUCUGCCUGCAAAAUAGCUUGGCUCUUUCUGGUUCUUUUCAGAGUUCUCAUCAGAGGCCUUUCCUGACCCUUCGUCUAGUCCUAGGUACUAGCAAUCACAACUGUUUCCUGUAGUGUUUAUCAAAAUUUGCGAUGUUUUCAUCUGUUGAAUAUUUUGCCGUGUGACAAAGAAAAAAAAAAAAAGCCUUAUCCUCCAAUGAGAGAAGCUGAAUGUAAUGGGGGCAGGAGGCCGAAGAGUGACAAAAGCACAGGAAAGUCUACAGGCCCUGCUACACGCUGUCCACAAUGAGUCGCUCAAGGCAGUUCAACCGCCAGGCCUGUCAACCUUCAAGGAUGGAACCAAUCAUUCACGCUCCGCUGAGAAUUCGGGCUUUAUCUUUCUUGGUCAGCGAGCUAGGUGUGCUCCAACCCUGAGAAUCCAAGCUGGAUACACGAUUUCCAUCCCAAGACUUUCUAGGAACCCCAAGAAUGAUCCACACUUGAGUGCAAUUGCUAAGCAGUAAUUGUGAGCGAAACAACAGUGGGCGCAGCGUCCAGGCUGCGCCCCCGCGGGAUUCCAGCGUUUCAGGAUCUGGAUCUUUCACGGUCUGCCCCCACAACUUUCCAAAAAGGCGGGGCGACGGCCACAGCUGUCACCUCCCGGCGUCUACGCGGCCAGCUUUCACGUGUGCUGUGCAGUUCAAUAACAGCUCUUCUUCCGGGACUUCCUUCCGCAGCGGCCAAUCCCAGAGUCCUUCCUGUCCGAACCAUUAUCAGCCGGCAGCCAAUCAGCGCGCAGCUAUCAACGCCCCUUAAAGGCGCCGCGGCGGCCGGGGAGCCCCUGGUGGGCCGGGUCCCGGGUGGCAGUAUGGAGGCGGCCGGGGGGCGAACCCGGCCCGAGGCGGACGCCUUGGCCGUAGCGGAACCGCAGGCCGUGAGCUCCAGUGGCGGGCUGGGCCGCACACCCUCGAAGCCGCCUCCAGGGCCGAGGGCGUCUGGGGAGGAAGAGGCUGAGAACGUUGGGGUCGCGAGCCGUCACUCUCUUGAGUCCCCGGAGACCUGGAGUAGCAGCGCCGUCCACUGGCCCGAGCCGGACUCCGGGGAGGACGAGUCCGGCUCCCGAGCGACGCCAAGUGGGAUCGGAGGCCGCCGGGGGGCGCCAGGGCCCGGGCACAAGCCGCCCCUGUCCUCCGCGCACCAGGACCCGGCGCCGCCCGGGGACCCGCCUGUUUCCGGGAGCGAGCGCCGUCGGGGAAGCCCGGGCGGAGUACAGAUGAACGCAGAACGGCCGCUGCCGGAGGAGGGCGAGAAGGACGAGGCUGCGGCGGCGGCCAGAAUUGGCCGCUCGUUCUCCAGCCGCCUUCAGGACAGCCGCAGCCUGGACGGGCUGAGUGGGGCGUGCGGCGGCGGGGGCUCCUCGGCGAGCGCCGAGUGCGGCGCGGGCGGGGGACGUCGUGCCACCAUCUCCAGCCCUCUGGAGCUCGAGGGCACGGUGAGCCGGCAUGGCGACCUCACCCACUUUGUCGCCAACAACCUCCAACUCAAGAUCCGUCUUAGUGGCGCCCCUCCGGCUCUCCCUCCUGCCUCUGCGCGGCCCUGCCUAACGCCGGCACCCACUCCCACCAUCCCGCCCAUCGACCCGGAUGUGCUGAGGGAUCUGGAGCGGCUGAGUCGCGAGCUGGGCGGCCGGGUGGACCGUCUACUUCGCGGGCUGGGUGGUGCAGUGCAGGAGCUGACGGCGCUGAGCGUAGGCUGCAUCCAGACCUACCGCGACGCGGUGGACUCCUUAGGCGAAGCGGUGGACAUGAGCAUCAAGGGCAUGUACACCCUGUUGGCGCGCUGCGAGGAGCUGGAGCGGGCUCUGCAACCGGUUCAGGGACUCGCGCGCCAAGUCCGAGAUAUCCGACGCACUUUGGAGGUGUUAGAGGCCCUAUGCAAGUGACCAGGAGCACAGAGGAGACCAUGCCUGACUUGGCCAGGUCAGGGUCCAACAGUACCCUAAGGACUCCAAGGAGCCCUGGAGGGAACUGCCUGCUGGGGGGAGACCUGUGCAUUAGAGGUUCUUCCACAAGCAUUUAACUGGCCCUGUGCCUACUCAUGAGCCUAAGGAGUGAGGAUGGGGAAGUUCUAAAAGUUCUCCUUGUGGGAGGGGAUUUUGCUCUGCUUCUAUUCAGUUGGCCAUCUAUAGCUACUCUGUUCUUCCUUUUUCCCUAGCUAGAAUGCCAUCUUGGGACUAUAGGCCCUUAGAUCUCUGCUGGAGGGUGGAGGCAGGACCCCCCCCCCACCAUGUGUGCUCAAAAGGGGCCCCCAGCUCAAUUGUAGCUAUCCUGAUCCCAGUGGCCGGAUCUCAGGUGCCAGGAGCUUUAGAAGCUUGAGUGGCCCUUGGCCACACACCAUGCAGGGGUGGACACACACCUGCUGGAGGAUAACCUCUGGCUUCAUCCCUCUAGUUCCCUACAAUAACCAUGGGGUGGAGCUUUGCAUGGUGGAAGGAGUGAGGUAGGAGGUGUCUCACUGCUCAGGGUUCAGGACGAAUUGUUGCUGGUUUUGAAGCCCACCUGUUGUGGAGUAUUCUAAUCAGUUUUGGCUUUCUGAGUUUUUGUGGAAUUAAAGUGCUGCUGCUGCUGCUAAGACUGA
This is a messenger RNA of Nannospalax galili (Upper Galilee mountains blind mole rat), 3600 nucleotides long. RefSeq names its product BLOC-1 related complex subunit 6 (gene Borcs6). Gene Ontology annotation, biological process: lysosome localization. The record is from RefSeq and is a predicted model, not a curated record. Gene Ontology annotation, cellular component: BORC complex. The transcript has a single exon. Bases 1832 to 2905 code for a protein of 357 amino acids. NCBI's taxonomy places the organism in Eukaryota, Metazoa, Chordata, Mammalia, Rodentia, Spalacidae.